UUCUUCGUCCUUUCCUCUUCCUCCUCCAGGCUCCAUCUCCACCGCUGCGAGAAGAGGUGCCUAGAAUGCUUCGUCGCUUCAUUUCUUGGAUUCGACGCAGUCGCUCUAAAUUCUGGCCGAAACCCUGAAUGCUCGCUCUGCGAUCGCCGUCGUCAUGUACCCUUCGUCGCUUUCCGCUCGCAUAACCCUCCUUGCCCUCCUCUCCGCCUCCACCUUUUACUUCCUCUACAAAUCUCGUCGCCGCAAGAACCUCCCUCUCGUCUCCUUCAACCCUAACGGCGAUGGCAGCCUUGACGCUCUCUCUCGUCGCAGAGGCAAGCUCUUCUUCAUCUCCCAGGCCGGCACUUCCAGAGCCCUAGCUGGUCGCCUCUUCUCUCGCCUCGCCUCCAACGGCCUCCCGUUCGACCUUGUCGACCCGCAGAGCUAUGAGCCCGAGGAUCUCUCGAAAGAGUCCCUCGUGUUGAUGGUCGCCUCCACUUGGGAGGACGGGAAGCCCCCCGAGAACGGCGGGUUCCUCGCCAACUGGCUCGGCGAGAGCGCCGCCGACUUCAGGGUGGGGUCGCUGCUUCUCUCGCGGUGUAAGUUCGCAGUGUUUGGCAUCGGGAGCGGUGCGUACGGAUCCCAUUUCAAUGCCGUGGCGAAGGACUUAUCGGUUAAGAUGAGGGCCUUGGGUGCGGGGGAAAUUUUGCCUCUGUCUCUGGGGGAUGUUGAUAAGGGUGAUGUCGAUGGCGUUUUCGAUAUCUGGAGUGAGAAGUUGAUUGCGGUAUUGAAGGGGGUUGAGGACAGUGGCGUGAUAUUGGAGAAUGGCGUUGGCAUUGGAGGAGAGAGUGAGAAUGAGAGUGAUGGUGGUUUUGAGAGCGAUGAAGAUGGAGAGAGUGGUGGCGAGACGGUGGUGGUCGAUCUCGAAGAUAUUGCUGGUAAGGGUCCGUCGAGGAACUCAGGGGCAGUUGCUCAAAUCAAUGGGAAAGCUAAUGGGACGAGAGAGAUGGUGACUUCUGUUAUAAGAACUAGCUUGGAGAAGCAGGGCUAUAAGAUUAUUGGUUCACACAGUGGGGUGAAAAUUUGUAGAUGGACCAAAUCACAACUGAGAGGUCGAGGAGGUUGCUACAAGCAUUCUUUUUAUGGCAUUGAGAGUCAUAGGUGCAUGGAGGCAACCCCUUCUUUGGCAUGUGCAAACAAAUGUGUCUUCUGCUGGAGGCAUCAUACAAACCCUGUGGGAAAAAGCUGGCAAUGGAAGAUGGAUGAUCCACUACAGAUUGUUGAUACUGCCAUAGAGCUUCACACGAAAAUGAUCAAGCAAAUGAAAGGGGUUCCUGGUGUUACACAGGAACGCUUAUCUGAAGGUCUCUCCCCUAGGCAUUGUGCUUUAUCUCUUGUUGGUGAACCCAUCAUGUAUCCAGAGAUAAAUGCUCUGGUGGAUGAGCUACACAGGAGGCAUAUUUCUACUUUUCUAGUAACAAAUGCACAGUUCCCUGAGAAGAUUAAAAUGUUGAAGCCUGUCACACAGUUAUAUGUGAGUGUAGAUGCAUCAACAAAAGAAAGCUUGAAGGCAAUUGACAGACCAUUAUUUGGGGACUUCUGGGAAAGGUUCAUUGACUCCUUGCGAGAACUUAAAGACAAGCAGCAGCGAACUGUUUACAGAUUGACACUUGUGAAAGGGUGGAAUACUGAGGACAUUGAUGCUUAUUCUAACCUCUUUAGCAUUGGGAAGCCAGAUUUUGUUGAAAUCAAAGGCGUCACUUAUUGUGGAUCGUCCGCUACAUCAAAGUUAACUAUGGAGAAUGUGCCUUGGCAUUCUGAUGUGAAAGCUUUCUCUGAGGCCUUAGCUUUGAGGAGCAAGGGCGAGUAUGAAGUUGCUUGCGAGCAUGUACACUCGUGCUGCGUCCUUCUGGCAAAGACAGACAAAUUCAAAGUUCGUGGCCAAUGGUUCACAUGGAUAGACUAUGAAAAGUUUCAAGAACUGGUAGCUUCUGGUAAUCCGUUUGACAGCGGGGAUUACAUGGCAGCCACACCAUCAUGGGCUGUGUAUGGAGCCGAUGAAGGAGGAUUUGAUCCAGAUCAGUUGCGGUAUAGAAAAGAAAGGCAUCACAAAACGAACCGGUGAUCAUGUAGCUGUGCGAGUGUGUGUUCCUUUUGUGGGUUUAGAACCUCUGCUCUUAACUUCAGGUGCUUCUUCUGUGUCUUGCCUUGGACGAUAGGUGAUAAUUCUUUGUAUAACUUUUUGUGAGUAGGAUAUAAGAGCAAGAUUAUACCAUUUUAUGCAGGAGUGUUACUCCCAGUCUCCUCAGGGAAAAAUUUUGUACCUCAAACUGAAUUUACUAAUGGGUAGUGUUUUUCUUCUCUCU
Messenger RNA from Eucalyptus grandis, 2345 nucleotides. Its product is annotated as S-adenosyl-L-methionine-dependent tRNA 4-demethylwyosine synthase. Lineage: Eukaryota; Viridiplantae; Streptophyta; Magnoliopsida; Myrtales; Myrtaceae. Gene Ontology annotation, biological process: wybutosine biosynthetic process. Bases 155 to 2104 code for a protein of 649 amino acids. Gene Ontology annotation, molecular function: 4 iron, 4 sulfur cluster binding; FMN binding; catalytic activity. The record is from RefSeq and is a predicted model, not a curated record. The transcript is spliced from 8 exons.